GGCUCGCGCGCGCGAAGGGCGGCGACCCCUCGCGGACGCACGGACGGUCGGCCGCGCCCCGCGCUCCGCGGGUCCCGGCUCUCGCCCUCGCGCGCGCCCCCGUGCCCUCCCGGUGCCCUCCAGCGCGCCGGCGGGACCAUGAAGAAGUUCUCUCGGAUGCCCAAGUCGGAGGGCAGCGGCGGCGGCGGGGCGGCGGCUGGCGGGGCCGCGGGCGCCGGGCUCAGCGGCGGCUUCGCGGGCUCGUCCAUGGGGGUCCGGGUGUUCGCCGUCGGCCGCUACCAGGUCACCCUGGAGGAGUCGCUGGCCGAAGGUGGAUUCUCCACUGUUUUCCUGGUGCGGACUCAUGGUGGGGUCCGAUGUGCACUGAAGCGAAUGUAUGUCAAUAAUACACCCGACCUCAACAUUUGUAAAAGGGAAAUCACAAUUAUGAAAGAACUAUCUGGCCACAAAAAUAUUGUUGGUUAUUUGGACUGUGCUGUCAAUUCAAUUAGUGAUAAUGUAUGGGAAGUGCUUAUCUUAAUGGAAUAUUGUCGAGCUGGGCAGGUAGUGAAUCAGAUGAAUAAGAAGCUGCAGACAGGCUUCACCGAGUCAGAGGUCCUACAGAUCUUCUGUGAUGCCUGCGAAGCUGUCGCAAGGUUGCAUCAAUGUAAGACUCCGAUAAUCCACCGGGAUCUGAAGGUAGAAAAUAUUUUGCUAAAUGAUGCUGGAAAUUAUGUACUUUGUGACUUUGGCAGUGCCACUAAUAAAUUUCUUAAUCCUCAAAAAGAUGGAGUUAAUGUCGUAGAAGAAGAAAUUAAAAAAUACACGACUCUGUCAUACAGAGCCCCGGAAAUGAUCAACCUUUAUGGAGGGAAACCCAUUACCACCAAGGCUGACAUCUGGGCCCUGGGAUGUUUACUAUAUAAACUUUGUUUCUUCACGCUUCCUUUUGGUGAGAGUCAGGUUGCUAUCUGUGAUGGCAGCUUCACCAUCCCAGACACUUCUCGCUACUCUCAGAACAUACAUUGUUUGAUUCGCUUCAUGCUUGAACCAGACCCAGAGCGCAGACCUGACAUAUUUCAGGUAUCCUACUUUGCAUUCAAAUUCGCCAAAAAGAAUUGUCCAGUCUCCAACAUCAAUAAUUCUUCUCUUCCCUCCACUCUUCCUGAACCGAUGACUGCUAGUGAAGCGGCUGCUAGGAAAAGCCAGAUGAAAGCCAGAAUAACAGAUACCAUUGGACCAACUGAAACCUCAAUUGCACCGAGACAAAGACCAAAGGCCAAUUCUACUGCUGCCACCUCCAAUGUGCUGACCAUUCAGAGUUCAGCAACGCCCGUCAAAGUCCCUGCUCCUGGUGAAUUCAGUAACCACAAACCCAAAGGAACAUUGAGACCUGGAAAUGGGUCUGACAUCUUAAUGGGUCAAGGUCCCUCUCAGCAACCACCACAGCAGCAUAGAGUCCUCCAGCAGUUACAGCAGGGAGAUUGGAGAUUACAGCAACUUCAUUUGCAUCAUCAUCCUCACCAGCAGCAGCAGCAGCAACAGCAGCAGCAGCAGCAGCAGCAGCAGCAGCAACAGCAACUGCUUCAAAAUGCUUAUUUGCAGCAGUAUCAACAUGCAAUGCAACAGCAGCAGAUUCUUCAACAACAGUUUUUAAUGCAUUCCGUGUAUCAGCCACAGCCUCCUGCAUCACAAUAUCCUACCAUGAUGCAGCAGUAUCAGCAGGCUUUCUUGCAGCAGCAGAUGCUCGCUCACCACCAGCAGCCUCAACAGCAGGCAUCACCUGAGUAUCUCACCUCCCCUCAAGAGUUCUCACCAGCCUUACUUUCCUCAUCACUUUCAGCUCAGGUUGGAACCAUAGUGGACUCCUCUUACAGUGCCAACAGGUCAGUUGCUGAGAAAGAGGCAGUUGCAAAUUUUACAAAUCAGAAGUCCAUCAGUCACCCUCCUGACAUGUCAGGGUGGAAUCCUUUUGGAGAAGACAAUUUUUCCAAAUUAACAGAAGAGGAGCUGUUGGACAGAGAAUUUGACCUUCUAAGAUCAAACAGGCUCGAGGAGAGCGCACCCUCAGAUAAGAAUGUAGACCCACUCUCUGCGCCGCAUAACCACCCUCCGGAAGACCCUUUUGGUUCUGUCCCUUUCAUUUCUCACUCAGGUUCUCCUGAAAAGAAAACUGAACAUUCUCCAAAUAAAAAAAAUAUCACUGAAAACCCUAUUAAAAAUGGAAGUGCCAGUCCGGCAUGUAAAGAUCAACGAGCGGGAAAGCAAACCUCUGAGACUCCAGUAGUUAGGGGUCAAGCGCAGAAGGCACGUGAUGAUUCGGAAAGCGAUUUUGAAUCAGAUCCGCCUUCUCCGAAGAGCAGUGAAGAAGAACAAGAGGAUGACGACGUUCAGGGAGAACAUGGGGACUUUAAUGAUGAUGACACCGAGCCAGAGAACCUGGGUCACAGGCCUCUGCUCAUGGACUCCGAAGACGAGGACGAGGAGGACAAGCACAGCUCCGACUCAGAGUAUGAGCAGGCCAAGGCCAAGGGCAGAGACGUGAGCUCCCUGCCCAGAGACAAACCUGGUGGUGGGCAGAGCCCAGCCCGAGACCCAGCGCUCCUCACCCCCGCCCAUUCACCAGGCGAUGCCCUGACUCAGGAGUUUGAUGUGUUCGGGGCUGUGCCCUUCUUUGCAGUGCGCGCGCCACAGCUGCAGCACAGAGGGAAUGGCAAGAACCUGCCCCAGCAGACAUUUUCAGAGCAGGAGGACUUUGAUGUAUUCACAAAGGCACCCUUCAACAGGAAGGUGAGUGUACAGGACUGGCCCGCCGCCGGGUCGGACGCCUGCUCUCUGCCCGCACGGCCUAGAAGUGUAGAUAUAUUUGGCUCCACUCCCUUCCAGCCAUUUUCUCCAUCAGCGAGUAAAAGUGAGAGCAAGGAGGAUGUUUUUGGGCUUGUGCCCUUUGAGGAAAUAACAGGGAGUCAGCAGCAAAAAGUCAAGCAGCGCAGCUUGCAGAAACUUUCCUCUCGCCAGAGACGCACAAAGCAAGACAUGUCCAAAAGCAACGGGAAGCGCCAUCACGGCACACCCACCAGCACUAAGAAGCCUCUGAAGCCUCCCUACCGCACCCCUGAGAGGGCCCGCAGACACAAAAAGGUGGGCCGCAGGGACUCGCAAAGCAGCAACGAGUUUCUAACCAUUUCAGACUCCAAGGAGAACAUCAGCGUUGCACUGACGGAUGGCAAAGACAGGACCGGUGUCCUGCAAGCUGAGGAGAGUCUGCUGGACCCCUUCGGCGCCAAACCUUUCCACCCUCCGGACUUGUGGCACCAGUCCCACCAGAGCCUAGGCGACAUCUGUGUUGAUCACAAUACCAUUUUGCCUGGGAGGCCAAGACAGAAUUCAGUACACGGGUCAUUCCACAGUGCAGAUGCCUUGAGAAUGGACGACUUUGGUGCCGUGCCCUUUACAGAACUCGUGGUGCAAAGCAUCUCUCCACAACAAUCCCAGCCGGUCGAAUUAGACCCUUUCGGUGCUGCUCCAUUUCCUUCUAAACCAUAGCUUCAGGCAGACUCAGCAAUAACUCCUGUUUUAAAAAAGGAUGAAUAGUUUUAUGAAUCUGGAAGAAAACAUUAUUUGUAUAGUUGUUUAUAUCAUUCAUUCUCACGGCUAAUCAGGAUAGGUGAUUUUUAAACCAAAUGCGAGCAUCUGUACAGGGUAGUAAGUUGAUGCCUUCUUCAAGCAAGAGGGGGCCUAAAUCGAAAGCUCCAAGGGCUUUUGCUACUGACAGCUCAGAGGUGCAAAUGCGGGGCUUCCUGGGAAAGUUUGUAUGUAGCUGCUGAGGGGCAGAAAGCUUAUCACUUCACAUAUCAAAAGGUCACCUAUGUGUGUACCCCCAGAUCCAGCAUUUGAAGCCAGGCUGACUGAAUUUUUCCACCUAGGAGACAGUCUGGGUGUGCUCUUCAUUACAUACUUUUCUCUGUAAGGUAGAGCCAGAGUGACUAUGGUGCCUAAAACUGUUGCGUUUUUAAAAACAAGUGCCAUUAAUAUGGACUUUGUAAUGAUAAGUAUACGAAAUAAUGUAUAUACUAACUCAGUUUAGCCCUUCUAUGGUAUAUAGAUCAAAACAUGUAUAUGAUAAUAUAUAUGCAGUUUUUAAUCUAUCAAAAAUUAAAAUUUUAAAACGUGGAAUGCUUAAUAGAAGCCUAGAACAAAAAUAUAAAGAGAAAUAUCUGGCAUUUGAAAAAUGUAAAAGAAUGAUAUUUCAGAAAGAAAAACAGCAUUUGGUACUUUCGAAUUACUUUGUUUUUGAAUGGUUUUUGCCAAAACCUUUAUCUCUAUAUCCCUAAUGAAGCAUAUUGGUAAAAAGUGGGAGGACACGUUAUAUAGAAAUUUAAUUUAAAAAAAAAACAGUAGCUGAAAGUUUAAAAUGUUCAGAUGUUUACAGUGUAAAAUCAUGUUGCAUUUACUAAUGUACUCUGUUACACACCCGCCCUCAUCCAGCACUCCCAGGUCACAAUGAGCAGUUCCUUCCUUCAGCUUCAGAGGUGGGGACAGUGGGACUCCAGUGCUCCAGCAGUGACACUGAGUCUUAGGGACGCACGCUGUCAGCCCCUCUGCACUGACAGCCAGACCUUCAGUGGCUACAAGAAUUAGAUCAUGGGACUAGGUUUAAUUCUGCUAGCUGAUUGCAUCAUACCAAGCUACCAAAUUGCCUUUAAAAAAAAAUAUCACCAGUCAUAAUGAGAAACUUGAAAUUUUGUAGAGGUUGUGUUUAAUGAUAGCAGUUCUACAUCAGUUAAUGUGAAUGCACUAUCUGUGCCUCCUAUGUCUGUCCUAAGUUAUGAUCAACUGUCUUUACAGAUAAGCAUUAGAAGUUUCUAGAUUAACAGCUAUUUACAAAAAGGGAUGGAAACUUUUUUACCGUUACUUUCCUUGAUUGCUAUAUUUUAACUAUCUUUGCCCCCAAUUAGUGUAUCUUAUAAAUAAUCUCAUUAAAAGCUCUUAAUUUUAGUGUCCUGAUAGGAUAAAUUAUUUGCCUACUUUCACAGUUCAGAACUUGGAAAGAAGCAAAAUAUAUAACUAAGCCACAGUCUUUCUUUUUUUUUUUUUUUAUUAUUGUUAUUUUUUAUUGCUUCUCUCCUCUCAGUGAUCUCAUUCAGGUGAGAAGUGGACAGGGAGCAGCCCCAUCACGUCACCACCCAGAGCUGCGCUGCACUUACUGUCCUUGCGCCCAAGGCCGGAGACUAUGUUAGCACCUUUUCUCCCGGUUCUCAGGUUGAUUAACAUUGCUAAUGCAAACAGCAGUAGAUCCUUUAAACCGCAGAACAGAUUCAGUAAUGCUCUCCUUUUAAAGGGACUAUGAACUGAUGUGGUCUCCUGAGAUGCGACUAUGAAAUCAUAGUUUCACUUGCCUUUCACUGCACUGAAUAAUUUGAAGUGAUUCACUGACAGCCCCUUCGGCUUAUGCUCCAUAAAUUUAGGAAGCGGCUCUGCCACAGCAUCAAAUGUUUACAUUGUCUCCUAUAGCCCACCCAGGUGCCGCUCCUUGUUUGAGACCAGCUCAUUGGACAGAUCAUUUAAUUGGGGCACCUCCUUCCUGUUGAUGUUAGAGGCACUUUCUCAAGACAGGAGACGCCACUUAAAUGUCAGUCUCCACAGCCACUGUCACUCCACUCCAUCAAGCUGAGCCUUAGGUACCUGAUUCCCUACGAGAAUUAGGCUACCAUGCACUUACUGCACACCCAGCACUGACUGAAGGACUGGCUCUGUCACAGGAUGGCCCAGUUCUGGUUUAAAGAAUGUCAUUUGGGUGUGCCCUGUGCUUCUAAGUAUGCAAAGUAGUCCUAACUAAACCUGUUAGACUUGAACAUCAAAGGGAAGUCACGUUAGGAACAUAGCAGGAGUCUGAGGCCAAAGUUCUUACCUAGAAGCUUUAAUACUGCUUGUUAACUUUGAAUCUUUUCUUAAAAGUGGGCCAUUUGCUUUCAUCACUUCAGUAAAUGUUAGAUUUUAAGAUCAUCUUUCAUGGUAUUGAAGAAUGUAUCUACUGAGGCACACAAGUUGCUUAGUGUGUAGUUGGAGAAAAGGUCCUUUGUAAGCUGGGUGAAAUGUAACUGACUAGAAUAUUAAGCAAAGAUGCUCCUCCCCCUGGGAUGUGUUUCCUUGGGCGUGGUUAGGAAAUCACUUGGCUCUCAGAUGUGCGCACCUUGCAGUCCUAGCCUGUUUCUUGUUUAACAGGGACUGACUAUUGUUCUCAUCAUGCUGGUGGGAAGUGCUAUGGUGGAGCCCACUCUCCUGUGCUGGUGUUCCAGGCAGUCUCCCCAUGGGUUCUCUAGGUUUGGGCACUUCCCUUAGGCAUUGCUAGAAGGUGCAUGUGUUACGGGGAGUUUGGGUACAUUUGUUUAUUAUAUGUAGGAUGUCUAGUGAACUUCGUCAGUUUUUCCUUUUUUAUUUUUAGCAAAACUAGUCAUUAAUUUAGGUCCAGUUGUUGAGUUGACAGUCUACUGUGAGAAGAUGACGUGUCUGCUGUGAGAGUAACAAAUGACUGUUGGAAAUCUUUAUACUCGGUAAUGUUUUCUACUAAGAUAAAAAGACAUGCACAUCACAGCUCUCUAUUAUGGAAUUAAUGUGAAUUUAAAAAGGCAAUCUUUUGAAAAAAAAAUUUUUUUUUGAGAGAAUUCACUCCUAGUGAAGGUUUACAAAAGCCACUAAAAGGAAUAAGUAUCUGAAAAUAUGGAGGGUUGGAUCUGGUUUAGUUUUUUUUUUUUUUUUUUUUUAAUUAUAAAAUUCACAGUGCUACUUUCAGGAAAACUGACUUUAUUACUAUGGGUUUUUUUGUUUUUGUUUUUGUGACUGAAAAGUCAUCCAGUAGAUGUAGUAGCCACUUGACUUUUCUUUUGCAGUGCUGGGAACUGAACCCAGGCUUGUGCAUGCUAGGCAGGCGCUUUAGCGCUGAGCUACACCUCCAGCCUGGAAGCUCUCUUUUAAUUGCUGGCAAACAGCUUUAAGUGCACUUUCUUUGAUUACACUCCAGUUUUUGUUAAACUUGAAUUUUCUGAAGCCUUUUAUGUACCACUAAGCAAAUAACUUUAAUCUUUAAAUAAACCGGAUUUAUAUCUUUAGUUAUGUUUCUAAUUGUUAUAAAUCAUACUUGCUAAAGUAACCUAAGUCCUCAAAUGUAGCUGGGAAACUUAAAUAGAAUUCAGUUGCUUUCUCUGUACCCGGUUAAGCACUAAUUUUAUUACCCUAUUGCCUUUACAUUGCUUAGUCUUGAAUUCUGUUCACUGUUUUGUUUGAGAGUUAAAGUUAUUUUCUUACUGUAUUUAUCACACCUACUGUUUUAAUAAUCUGCCUUCUUUAAAUGCAAUAAAUCCCAAAUGGAUUGCUUAUUCUUUAUAA
Molecule: messenger RNA, 7365 nt
Organism: Meriones unguiculatus (Mongolian gerbil)
Lineage: Eukaryota; Metazoa; Chordata; Mammalia; Rodentia; Muridae
Gene: Bmp2k
Product: BMP2 inducible kinase
Exons: 16
Coding region: 139-3525 (1128 amino acids)
Biological process (GO): protein phosphorylation
Molecular function (GO): protein kinase activity; ATP binding
Source: RefSeq, a predicted model, not a curated record